This is a messenger RNA of Capronia coronata CBS 617.96, 1707 nucleotides long. RefSeq lists its product as uncharacterized. Gene Ontology annotation, molecular function: monooxygenase activity; iron ion binding; oxidoreductase activity, acting on paired donors, with incorporation or reduction of molecular oxygen. NCBI's taxonomy places the organism in Eukaryota, Fungi, Ascomycota, Eurotiomycetes, Chaetothyriales, Herpotrichiellaceae. The coding region runs from base 1 to 1707 and encodes 568 amino acids. The record is from RefSeq and is a predicted model, not a curated record. The transcript is spliced from 2 exons.
AUGGCGGCCUCGAUCUCGCCGUCGGUCAUCAUGACCCAGAUCUCUCACUACCUCAGUCCCAAUGAGACGUCGGACGCUCUUUUCCAGCCUCAAACGGCCGUGAAUGCCAUCGGGACCUACAAGUGGUUCAUUGGCACCGGCAUCUUUUUGCUCGUGGCUGCCAUCCAGAUCUUCAAGUAUUCGCAACGAGACAAGCCCCCACCAGGCCUCAAGCUCAUCCCGGGUCCGACGAGCACCAUCCCCUGGCUUGGACGCGUGCACGAUGUCGAUCCCAACGCGCCGUGGUACGCCAUGGCAAAGUUUUGUGAUGAAUAUGGUGGGAUUUUCCGCUCCACCAUCUGUGGUGAGAUGCAUAUUUGGAUCGGCGACAGCAACAUUGCCUAUGACCUGUUGUGCAAAAAGGCCCGGAUUUAUUCCUCGCGGCCCGAGGUGCCUGCCGUGCCUGGAAGCGAUUCCCAGGGCCAAUAUCUCCCACUUCUUGCCCAUGACGACCAUUGGCGCAACCAGCGCAAGUUCGCCCACACCGUUCUGACCCAGGGCUUCAACUCGAAGUACUACGGCUAUGUCAGCCACGAGUGCAAGCGCUUCCUCUACAAGCUCCUGAUCGACCCCAAGGACCACUUUGCUCUGACCGAUCGUUAUUGCGGCCGCAUCAGUGCCCGGCUGGGAUAUGGCAGCCCGGCAUCUGCUGCUGCCCACUGCAAGAAUGCCGGGGAAUUCAUCCCCCAAAUCUCGCCCUCCGGAUCCGUCACCAAUCUGUUGCCCAUGCUCGGUAGCCUGCCGGAGUGGCUCAACCCCUCCAUCCGCAAGGUGCGGGAACGACGCGAGAAGGAGGAGAAGCUGUGGAAGGGUCUGAUGAAGCAGGUCCGCGAGGACAUGGACAAGGGAAUCGCACCCAUCAGCUACGCCCGGACAUACUUUGAACGCAAGGAGAAAGAGAGCGGCUCGCGCUCGUUUGGAUUUGACGACCACGAGGCCGCCUACGCCGUUGGGAUGCUGGUGACGGUGGCCAUCUUCACCAUCGGUGGUCCUCUGUACUGCUUCUUCCUGGCCAUGGUUCUUCAUCCUGAGUGGCAGGAGAAGGUUCGCGAGGAAUACGACGCGGUGAUCGGCGACCGGGUCAUUGAGGUCACUGAUGCCCCGAGCCUGCCAAUUCUUCGAGCUGCGAUCAAGGAGUGUCUCCGAUGGCGCCCACCGGUGCCGCUGGGCGUGCCGCGUCUCCUCGAGGAAGACGACGAAUGGAACGGCUACUUCCUUCCCAAGGGUGCCGUCAUCCAUGCCGUCGAACUCGCUCUUUCCCGCAACCCGGCGCUCUACCCUGACGCCGAGACCUACAACCCCGGCCGAUGGCUGGAGAAGGAAUUCCCCACCUACAAGGAGCCUCUGACGGAGCAUCCGCGCCUGAUGGGCCACCACGGGUUCGGCAUGGGCCGCCGCAUGUGUCCCGGCAUCGAAGUCACCGAAGCUGAGCUGCUCGUCUCGUGCGGCAGCAUCGUCGGCUGUUUCGAGCUGCACCCAGUCAAAGAUGCCAACGGUCAGCCGAAAUGGCCCGACUCCAUGGCCUUCACCCCCAACCUGAUCGGAGGUCCUCUUCCGUUCCAGAUGGACGUCAAAGUCCGAAGCCCCGAGAAGGCGGCCCGGAUCAAGACAUGGUACGAAGAGAGUGUUGCUGCCGAGGCCGCCGGCAAGAUCGGGGCUGGCUUGUAG